CCGGACCCGCAGGAGAUUUGAUCAAUAAGUUGGCAAAUGAUAACAAAGCCAUUGAUGAAGAAAGAGAAAUAACAUAAAUACGGGGGAGAAACGGGAGGUCUGCGUGGGCUGAGAAAGGCGAUAGGAAUCUACGUCAGAUCGGGGUGUGUGCGAAUUUGAAAUAAGAGUAUAAAUAGCGAAGGGGCAUCCUUUAUGAAAACACCGGCAACGAGCAGGGAGUGCGAGAGGAAAGCUGCGUCUCGGAGAAACAUUAGCCAUCGCUUGGAUAUUACUUUGUUUGCUUUUGUUGUUGUUUUUUUCCAACUAUUAGUCCAAAAAUUAUAUUAGAAAUCCCUCAAUUGGUCAUAUUUAUACUGCGCAUUUACUUGAUCCUUUUUACGCUGUAUAACAUGAUUCGAUUUCUGUUUUUGCUGCCCGUUCUGUAUUAUGAAGUGAACGCCAUGGUUUUGGAUUCGAACACCAUUAGGAUAACCGGGGAGGGUGGGCUGAACCUGGCCAAGGGUACUCGUUGCCAGGUGGACAGCGACUGUCGGUCUGGAAACUUCUGUCACAAAACAAGUGAUAAAGAACCACUUUGUAAGGUGUGCCAUCCUCUGCGAAGGCGUUGUCAGCGUGAUGCCAUGUGCUGCCCAGGGACUCUCUGCAUCAAUGAUGUCUGUGCCCGGCCGGAGGAGGUGGUGACUGUCAGAAGCAUUACUACUGGUCAGGACAUCUCUGCAGCUAAAGGAAAGAACAGACAGCGCAUUCUCGAGAACAAGCCUAAAAAGCAAUCCAGCAGUAAAGGACAGGAAGGUGACAACUGCCUACGGACCUCAGAUUGUGCACCUGGAUAUUGCUGUGCACGCCACUUCUGGGACAAGAUUUGCAAGCGCAUGCCCAAGGAGGGAGAGGUGUGCUCUAAACGGGGACGAAAAGAGGUCCCCCAGAGCCAUGAGCUGUUUCAGCGUUGUGAGUGUAGCCCCGGCCUCAGCUGUCGACUUCAGAGUGACAACAAAGACAAACAAAAUUCUCGACUUCGAGUGUGCCUGCGGCCCUUAGAAGGUUCCACAAAAAAGGAAGCUGGCAGCAGCUCAAAAAAACUUAAAAGGAAGCGGAGACACUGA
This is a messenger RNA of Erpetoichthys calabaricus (reedfish), 1103 nucleotides long. Its product is annotated as dickkopf-related protein 4-like. Gene Ontology annotation, molecular function: co-receptor binding; receptor antagonist activity. The record is from RefSeq and is a predicted model, not a curated record. Gene Ontology annotation, biological process: multicellular organism development; negative regulation of canonical Wnt signaling pathway. The coding region runs from base 390 to 1103 and encodes 237 amino acids. The transcript is spliced from 4 exons. Gene Ontology annotation, cellular component: extracellular region. NCBI's taxonomy places the organism in Eukaryota, Metazoa, Chordata, Cladistia, Polypteriformes, Polypteridae.